GGUUCGUCUCCUACAUGUAGGUACCCAAUCUCCGAGGUGCGUAAUCUCUACCCAGCAAACCUUGCCCUUUCUUUUCUUCUUCAUCGACGGAACACUCACGUCACAUCUACCUGGUCGGGACAUAUGGCGACCCGAACCGUGACGAAAGCAUGAAUUCCGGUUCGCAGGUAGCUUUGGGGCGGAUGGCAUGUGCGCCGCCGCGUGCCCUUGCCAUCUGCAGGGCGAAACAGCAGAGCGGGCGUGGGGAAUAAUGAAGCAAUCCGCCAUCUGUCUCGACAUGGUACUAGACUUAUUCCCAUUUGUAUGUGAAGCCAUGCAGCUUGGUCGCUCUGUCCCCUGGGAACAACAGCAACAAAGUGUCCAUGUAUGUCGUCACAUCUAUAAAUGGAACCUAGCAAACGGAAUCAGCAUGGAACUGUGAUUGGCUUAUGGAAAUAUGACAUAUUCAACGUCCCCCAUCAAUGGAUUGUCUUCUCCACGUGAACACCAUUUGAAUGCAUUCUACAUUGAAGCCUGAUUGGUUUCGGCUUAGCGCCAUGCCUGCGCCACAUAUGCUCAACCACCCUGGCAGAAGUCGACCGUGUAUUCCAACCCUUUCAUAAGUAAAUAAACAUAAUUCGAUUUGAUAGUUACCAAUGUAGACUGUACAGACGUGGAAUAAAUCUCGUCUCCCACCAAAAGACCUGUACAGGCACCCAUCACGACACAUGUACCUGUUCAGAAUUGCUCAAUCCGCCAAGAUUAAACCGCCAGUGACGUGCAUAGGAAUAGUGGCUUCACUCGACCGCUUCGACGACGACCUGUGUACUUACUCUUGACGGUGAAACUACUUGUCCACGGGCAUCCUAUGACCUCCGCGACACUGCAACACCACGCCAAGCCACACACCUCUCCCUAACCUUGCUCCCUUUUCGAGUCCAGUCCACCACCACCUUCGGUCCGUUCACAGCCAGUUCAUUCUACAUGCAACCCCUAUAGCGCCCCGCCCCCCGUAGCUCGCUCCUGCACCGCUGCGGGAUACCACCCACCUACAACAAUGUCCUCCGCUCGCUAUGCCUCUGUCCCGCACCAGCAACAACCCAAUGCUUACCGCCCACCGGCCCCCGUAGCCCAGGGCCCGCCAGGCACCUUCGCUCCAGGCACCAAAGUUCAGGUCGGCAACCAUCGUGUCACAAUCGAGAGAUAUCUGUCCGAGGGCGGCUUCGCUCAUGUCUAUCUCGUACGCGUUCCUACCCCCGAUGGCCAAGGCACUCCCGAGGUUGCCGUGCUCAAAAGAGUCGCUGUGCCCGACCGAGAUGCGCUCGCCAACAUGCGGACCGAGGUGGAGACGAUGAAGAAGCUCAAGGGCCACAAGCACAUUGUCACCUACAUGGACUCGCAUGCGUCUCAGCUCAAAGGGGAAGGCUUCGAGGUGUUUCUGCUCAUGGAGUUCUGCUCGGGUGGAGGGUUGAUUGAUUUCAUGAAUACCCGCUUGCAGCAUCGUCUCACCGAGCCUGAGAUUCUGCACAUCUUCUCGGAUGUCGCCGAGGGCGUGGCCACGAUGCACUACCUCAGGCCGCCGUUACUGCAUCGCGAUCUCAAGGUGGAAAAUGUUCUCAUCACCACCGUAGGGAACAAUCGCAUAUAUAAGCUCUGCGAUUUCGGUUCCACAGCCCCCCCGCGUCCCGCCGCGAAGACUGCCGCCGAAGGGAGAUUAAUCGAGGAUGAUGUGCAAAGACAUACCACGCUGCAGUAUCGCAGCCCCGAAAUGAUCGACGUAUACCGGAAACAACCCAUUGACGAGAAAAGCGAUAUCUGGGCCCUGGGUGUCUUGCUCUACAAGCUUUGCUACUAUACCACGCCCUUUGAAGAGGUCGGCCAAAUGGCCAUUCUGAAUGCGACUUUCAAAUUUCCAGCAUACCCUCAAUUUUCGGACCGCAUCAAGAAGCUCAUAUCAUCCAUGUUGCAGGAGAGUCCUCAACGGAGACCAAACAUCUAUCAAGUGGUCGUCGAGGUGUGCUCCAUGAGACAUAGAUCGGUGCCUAUAAAAGAUAUAUACUCGCAUAGGACCCAAUCGGAAGACCGGAGGAAUCAGCAGUUGCCUUCCCCCGAGCCAGAUGCUGCCUCGCCCCCAGUUAUUGGUCUUCAAAAGGUCGCCCCAGUGCAAAAAGUGCAAUCCAUCCCUGACAUCACCCCGAUGCGAAGGGGGAGAGUAAAGGCGCCCGCUGCCCAACCCUCUGCGGCGAAACCGAGUCCUUCGCCUAUAAGAGGAGAUCCGUUCGCGGCUUUGGACUCUGACAACGUCGAUGUGAGACGAGCAGCUGCAGACGAACUCGCGUCCCGAUUCCCUUCGUUAGAUCAGUUUUCGCUCCUGCAUGAUAGUGGGCAAAAGUUUGAAUUCGACCAAGGCCCAGCUGCCUCUGAUCCGCAGCUCAACCAAAAGGUUACCCAUGCUCUCGCUGAUCAAGUUUUUGCAUCCGUUUCUACCGGCAAUGCGGAGCUUGCGCCGCCAGCGAAGCAGAGCUCUACUCCUUCGAUCGCCAACAACUCAAGGUCAACAUCAACCAAGCAGCAGCCGCAACCGCCUAAACAGAAACAUGACAUCCCGAAAGAUACGCCACGUGCUUCCAACCCAGCUAUGCAACCGCCACCGAAACCGUCAGGAAUGGUAUCCACCGGAGUGCAGACAUCGCCCACCACGUCCCCAAACUCCACGCAGCCACCUCACUUUCCCGAUGUGAACAAGAGACCUAUUUGGCGUGUACCAGAUGUCAGCUCGCACAGUCGUACCAUGAGCCAGCCUCGAGCGUUCGAGAAACCGUUGCCCAGCCCAGGAGCAUUGCACACCCGGCCAUCGUUGCUCGAUUCUGCGCGGUCAAGAUCUCAUACUUCCGGCCUUUCUAUCCCCAGAUCUCCGGCGUCUUCACGCCCGUCCCUGGAAAGUUCACGGCCAUCUGCCAUGGAUCUCGGUAGCGCCCUCGACCGGUCCAAGUCCGCUCAGGGCCGACCGGUUAGUAUUCAUGUCGAGUCCAACCUCGAUUUCCUUCGAGAGCGAGAGGCUGCCCCAGGACGAAGUUUCGAUGCACCCUCAUUAUCCAGGGGACCGCCCUCAGCCGCGGUUCAAGACUCAGAUUCGGAAACGGAAGAGACCAACAUCACAUCCAACGUCAACUUCCUGCGCGCCAUGGAGAAUGAAGAUGCGUCCAGCAAGAAACACCGCCGCAGUAGCAGCCAGAGCAAGCAGGCGAAACGUAGCAGUCUUUCUUCCAUAACAAGCAACACGAAGAAUAUUGUAAAAGGUCGAUUCGGGGAUGCCUUCAGAAAGUUCGAAAGCAACACCUCGUCUGCGCCUGAACGAGGCCCUUUGACACCCACCCACCAGGACAUGGAUUCACAAAGUACGAAAUUAACUCCUAUUGCUGGCUCUGAAGCUACAGGAGGACUCAGCGAUGAUGACCGCGUGAUUGAUGAAACGGAGGACCUUCCCCCAGAAGUCCGCCGGGAGCUCGAACGGCGUCGUCUGAGCCAGGAAGAACGCCGCGUAGAAGCAGCCGCGGCCGAAUACCGUCAACGCAUUGCUCAUGAAGGAAAAGGCAAAGCCGGUCCAACUCGCGCAUCCACCAUUCAAAACCGGGUCAAGAAUCUGCUGGACGAGAGCCAGAAGCAACCUCCGACGAGUCGCACGGCCGAAGGCUAUGGCAAAUACACCGACCACGACAGACCGCCCUUGCCAACAAGACCGUCCGACCAGUCCGGCGCGUCUGCAAGACCGCCGCCCACCAUCGCACGCAAACCAAUCGCUCUUCCGACCCAACAGCAGCAACCGUCCACCGACCUCCCCUAUGCCAAACCACGCCCCAAUGUUCCCCACCUACCACCAUCAUCUGCGUCCGCUCCCCCAGCCACGCACCGAACCGCGACCGGUCCAGCUCCCGCCGCCAAUCGUCCCCCACCGCCCUCGAAACCGAAAAACCUGCGCACAGGAGGGGGCGGCCCGGUUCCUGAUUUUUCAGCGCCCGCUGGUCGCCAGUCGCCUAUCAAAAGCAGUGCCAGCGUGAAUACAGCGGGUCUACCGAUGCAGAGCAACAGGAACAAACCACUGCCCCCUGUCGUUGGUAAUCUGCCGCAUCGCCGGAACGAGAGCGGGUAUGCCAAUGCCAAUGCGAAUGUCGAUCCGGCGGAUUGGGAUGUAGACAGCUUCAGUAAACGCUAUCCUAGUUUGAGCGGGUUGGAGAUGGUGGAGACGGAGAUCCCAGCUAGAGGCACGGGUAGAUAA
This is a messenger RNA of Periconia digitata, 4255 nucleotides long. NCBI's taxonomy places the organism in Eukaryota, Fungi, Ascomycota, Dothideomycetes, Pleosporales, Periconiaceae. The record is from the annotation of a GenBank genome assembly.